AGUAAACAAACUGAUCACGCCCUCUUUCGACAGAAACGGAAUUCUGAAAAUAUUCAGCAUGGCGUCCCAGUUGGAGGGUUUCGUAAAUUCUGUUGUUAGUUUAAGUGCUGAUGGAAAUUUUAACCAACUGUGUGAAGAGCUCAACAAAAAUCUUGAACUGCUGAAGAAAAAUGUAAGCAGCUUAGACAACGUACUUGGCACAUUGGACCCUCAGUUGCACUCGCUUGGGGUAUUAGCCAUUCUAUAUGCAAAAUAUACUCAACAGGGGUCGUCUGCAAAUGAUUUUGAGACACUUGUUUCUCAGACGCAGCUCUUCCUGUCCAUGUGCAAUGGUGAACAAAUACGUUUUGCAGUGGAAACAUAUGCAAACUUAGCUCAUCAGUUUACGACAAUGUUGAUAGAACAUAAGCAACCCCUCAGGGGGAUUGAUCUUCUCAUCAAGGCAGUCUCCAAAAUUCAAAUGCAUGCAACACAACUCACCUCUAUCCAUGCAGACAUAUGCCAGUUAUGUCUUGCUGCAAAAUGUAUGAAGCCUGCCCUCACUCUUCUGGAUGUGGACAUCACAGAUGUUAGCAAAGAAAUAAGGGGUGGUCAAAGUGAUGUUAGCUAUUUUCUAUGUUAUUAUUACUAUGGUGGAAUGAUAUACACUGCUGUCAAGAACUGGAGUCGAUCUUGUUACUUUUUUGAAGUGGCAAUCACUGUACCUGCAAUGGCUGUCAGCCAUAUAAUGUUGGAGGCAUAUAAGAAGUACAUUCUGGUGUGUUUGAUCCACCACGGCAAGCUACUUAUGUUACCCAAAUACACCUCAGGUGUCGUUAAUAGGUUCAUCAAGCCACUGAGCCAGGCUUACCAUGACCUAGCCAAUUCGUAUGUGAGCAUGAAUCCAGCUGACGUACAAACAGUCGUAGCCAAACACACAGAGCAGUUUACAAGCGAUCAAAACACUGGCCUGGUGAAGCAGGUUGUUGCCUCCAUGUACAGGAAGAAUAUACAAAGGUUAACAAAGACAUUCCUCACGUUGUCAUUGAGUGACAUUGCCAGAAGAUGUCACUUAUCAAGUGCCCAAGAAGCUGAGAAGUAUGUACUUGACAUGAUAGAUGAUGGUGACAUUUUCGCAUCAAUCAACAAGAAAGAUGGAAUGGUACGAUUCAAAGACAACCCAGAAAAAUAUGACAACCCAAGAAUGCUGAUGCUCAUGGACGAGGAGAUGAGGAAAUGUAUUCAGCUUGAUGCCAAACUCAAGGAGAUGGAGCAAGAGAUAACAACAAACCCACAGUUUGUCCAAAAGAGUAUGGGAAUCAGGGAAGAUGAUGAUAUGCCAUCAUUGGUAGCAGGGAGCAAGUGACAACCUGUUGCAGUAGGCCUAUAUAAAUUUUAGAAACUGGGAUGCUCUAGGCCCAGUAAAAUCCAGGCUGGUGAAAUGUGUCAAAUACUAUAAUUCAUCAGUGUUAUGUGUCCAUCGAUGGAGCUUCAGUAUGCCUAGAGGCAUAGACGUGUAUUUUCUGCUACAGUGAGAAAUCUUCCCGCACUAUUUUAUUACAUUCGUUGUAAUGUCAUUUUAUUCGUAGUAAAUACGAGUGUCUCAUCACUUUUAGGAUGAAUGAUAAUACAAAAUGUUAUAUGGGGCGUGUGCUCGGAACUAUGUAGCGAACAUGCCCUGGUACACCACGUCCGUGUGAAGACGCAUACGUCUAAGAUUAGCAAGCAUUUUUCAUGUAUAUUAGAGUAAAAGAAACAGCUAUCGUAGAUGCUUGCAACAUUUUGAGAUAUUUAGCGUGGAUAUAUAGGUAUUCUAUUGAGGCAGAGCUUGUUUAUCAACUAUCGCAGGUAUCUUCAAUGUGCGACCUUUAGCAAGGCUAAAAUUUACACGUGAAGAAAACAGUGAUUUCAAUAGGAAAAUUUUUAGGUUUGUACACAUUUUGUGUAAUAUUUUAUAUAACGCAAAUCUCCUUAUGAAGGUUGGUUGGUUACUUACUGGAUCCUCUUGGCCACCUGGGGAGAAUAGGGCAUCCACUAUGAGUCUCCAACUCACUCGCCUCUGUCCGCAGCCUUUGCCUGGGAUAUCUUAAUCUUUUUUUGGUCAUGUUGGGUAGAGUGGACUGCCCUGGUUUUUUUCUUCCUUGGGGGUUGUAGUCAAGGUCCUGCUUGGUAAUCUGAUGUCUGUAGGGUCUUUUCUUGAAGUAUGGCAUAUUUAUCCCCAUUUUCUUCACCUUAUUGGAUAUUUAUGAAGUUUAAAAGAUAAGAAUUCUGACUGCUAACUAUGAGUAUGCUCAUCACAUUGGGUGGGACUGAGUCAGUUGAUUUGUUUGUAUGUUACAGUUUGCAAAAAUUGUAUACAACAUAACUUAUUCCUGGAUUAUUUGAGAAAAUAGAAGUAUAGCUCUCCACAUCUGUUAAAUCGACAGUUCCAUUAAAAUUGAGCAUCUCCUAAAAACAUACCAUGUACCGGUAUUCAAAUCCUAAUGGGGAUAAACAUUUUCUCAAAGGUACUUUGUUUUCACAACAUAUUCGGUAUUUUAUUGAUGUUGAAUUACACAAUGCCUUUUACAGGUAAAAUUUAAGAAGCGUACACAACUUAGCCUCCGCGCAGUCUGUAGAGCGACUGAAACUUAUUAGGAUAUCGAUGCGCAUGGUGAAACACAUGAGCACUGAGUUCUGUCAGACAAUUGAUAGUAAAGUAAACAUGCAAAUAUAAUGAAAUUAUGGGUUAUUUUUUUCUUGCCUGCAGGAGUGCGAGAGUCCAUCCUAAUUUCAAGGACUUACGACCCCUGGAUUUAUAUAAGCAACUCAGCAAGAGCAUUGAUUUGCUGAAUACCAUCAGAAAAUUAUAGAUAAAUAUUAAUGUUAAUGUUUUUUUUUUCAAUUUAUAACAUGCAAUUUAAAUAAACUUUAUUUUGUUACUAGCUCUGAAAUUCGCAUUUAUGUUUUUCUAAAUUAGUUUGGUUAAUUGAUUAUGUAUUUGUUAAUGAAAUUUCUAUAUAUUAUUGCAGUUUAAGUAAACAUAUAAUAAAGUGUAUGAAAUAUUAAUUGGUUUUUUUAAAAUUAAUACAAAUUAAUUAACACUGUAAUGACUGAUCCUGUCAAAGGUUUUUUCUUCACACAAGUUCAUAUGAAGAUAGAGGGCGGUAUUUUGAAAUGACAGCUCUAAAACUAAAUCCAAAUUUUGAAGCUAAUGAACUUGAAAGAUAAAAAAAACUGAAUUGUAUUUGUUGAAUUGCUUUCUACAACACUGAUUACAGACAGUUUGUGGGAACAUUGCAGGCAGAAAUUGCGCUGUCUGCAGUUGGUACUGUAUUUUUCAGGGAAGGAUCAAGAGAAAAAUUUGGGUAAAGGUUAUGCAUCGUGCGAAGCAGUAAACAGAAGGGUGGGGUUGUAGUGUUUUGGGAUUUUUGUUUAGAAAUGCUUGAACAUAGACAUUGGUAUUAGUAAAAUUAGCUUGUUUUUGAGUACCGUGCUCCCUUCUUUCUCCUUUCUUUUCUUUUCUCUCUUGUAUUUAUUUAUUUAUUUAUUUUUUGGUUGGUGACUAAUCCCCAUUACGUUUCCCCCCCCCCCUUCCUCUGGAUCCGCCCCUCUAUGUACGUUUUCCCACCGAUUAACAGGCAAUACGUUUUUUCUGUGUUCUUUACAUAGACCCGUAAAUUACGAGUAAAUUCAUUUGAAGAAUACAUAGUAAAAAGCCUCUAAAUCACUAAAUUGUUUUGAAAUUGUUUGUGUUUUCCCCUGAUUUUACUACAACCAAUAAACCUUCAAUGUCCAUAUUACAGUAUGUACAUUUUUUUGUUGCAAAUGAAAAGUAUUUCAUUUGAAAAGAUAACUAUUAUACCAUAGCAAACAUGGUUAUAUUAAAAAUUAUGAAACGAAA
Messenger RNA from Anneissia japonica, 3862 nucleotides. Its product is annotated as COP9 signalosome complex subunit 3-like. NCBI's taxonomy places the organism in Eukaryota, Metazoa, Echinodermata, Crinoidea, Comatulida, Comatulidae. The record is from RefSeq and is a predicted model, not a curated record. Gene Ontology annotation, biological process: ubiquitin-dependent protein catabolic process. Gene Ontology annotation, cellular component: COP9 signalosome. Bases 59 to 1345 code for a protein of 428 amino acids. The transcript is spliced from 13 exons.